AUGUGGAUCCAUUUUGAAGGUACACCAAAACGUGAGAAGUUAAUACUUGGAAAAGAUGAUCUUGAAUAUAUUGGUUUUUUGGAUUAUAAUGAUGGAAGUUAUUCGGACUUAGAUGAUCUUAAACAUAUUCUUCGUAAACAUUAUCCUGAAAUUCUCAAAAAUAUUGGAAAUCGUCAUAUUGAAAUUUUUGAUAAAGAUUAUGAAGAUAUUGAUCCGGAAACUGACCUUAGUACUCUUAAUAUUAUAAAUUAUUCAGAAACAUUAAUGAUUAUUAGGUAUCCACUCUCAGAUACAUAUAUUAUGGUUACUUUCACGUACGAUUCACAUAAUAAUAAUGAAAGUUAUGGAAUACCACACACUACUGGUUCUUUUUAUUUGUUGAUAAAAGCCGCUAAAAAAAUAUUCAAUGAAUUUUUAAAAGAGGAAACAGAAAUCUAUUUUAUACAUGAUAAAAUGGAGAUCAAGGACGCUUAUGGUUUAAAUGUCUUAGUAUCUAAAACUAAGAAUAAUAAUAAAGAAUGUGUACUUAAUCUAAAAAUUAUAGAAAAAAAUAAAAAAUCUCCUAAUACUUUGGAUCUCAAGAGUGUAUUUGAAGAGGUAUUAUUAAGUAAGAAUUGUCAAACUCUUGAAGAUUUACCAAUUCUUAACUUGAAAGAACUUCCCGAAUUAGAUCAACCAUUUCCUGAAGAAGUUUUAGAAAAUUUUCUCAAAGAUCUUAAUGAACAUCUUGAUGUAUUCACUAAAGUAAUCGUUACAAAUGAGUCAAUGAGUCAUGCGUACAUUAAUUUCUUCAUGAUAACUGCAGUUCGUCAUGUGAGAUCAUAUAUGGGAAAUCGAUUACAAUUAAACCCGGAAAAAGAACAAAAUAGUAAUGGAUUAGUAGAAUAUGCGAUGAAACUUAUGUUAUGUGAAGCAAAAGCGGACAAUAUGGAUCAAGGAGCAGCUCAGAUUAUUGUGCAAUUGCAUAAUGCAGUAGAACAACGAUCAAACAAACGCAAGCAUGGGCAAGAGGAACAAAUAAUGUUUGGAAUAGUUACAACCGGAAUGAGAUGGCGAUUUUUCCGUUGGUCUGGAUUAUCAAAAGUUCAUGUUUCUGAGGAAUAUAUUUGUAAUUUUGAGGGUAAUAUGAAAUAUGAAAAAGAAUUAUUAGAGUAUAUUGCUCGGAUGUUACAAUUCCAAGCCAAAAGUAAUGAACCCUCAAAACGUCAAAAUAUAAAUGAUAAAUGA
This is a messenger RNA of Rhizophagus irregularis DAOM 181602=DAOM 197198, 1227 nucleotides long. RefSeq lists its product as uncharacterized. The record is from RefSeq and is a predicted model, not a curated record. NCBI's taxonomy places the organism in Eukaryota, Fungi, Glomeromycota, Glomeromycetes, Glomerales, Glomeraceae.